AGAAUUAAGAACUCUUUCUUUUCUUCUCUCUUCUCCCCUGUCGCACAGGCAUUGCCCUCUCUCUCUCACGUUCACUUUCCCUCUCUAGACUCUGACUCACAUUCAUUCUUUGCUUCUCCUUUUAUAUCACGAGAUCCCCAACACUCUUCUUUUUCUUUCUCUCUCCCUCUCCUCCUCUAUGUCUUCUUCCAAGCUUCUUCUCUUUCAAUGUCUCUGUCCCUCUUCUUCUUAUCCUGGUUUUGUUGCUGUUCUCCAAUUUGUAGACAUUGUUGACGGUGGUGAUAAGGGAAAUUGAAUGUAAACGAGAUUUUGUGGCACAUUGAGUAGAGGGGGCUAGUGGGGUGAAAAUUUGAGAGGAAAUUUUCUUUUUCUUUUUUUUGGGUGUUUGGUUGCUUAGAAAAUGUCGCAUUCCGGAAAACCCAUAUUGGAUUUGAGGUUGGAUACACUGUCCGAUCAGCUGCGGGGCUCAUUGAUUUCUUUGGAGGAGGCUAACAAGCCAGAUUUCCGCGAGCUCGAUCUGGGUUCUCCUGUCUCGCCUCUUCGUACUCAUGGGCUCUCUACCACUACCACCGCCACGAGCAGUAGCUCCAGUUCGUCCGGGUCCGGAUCCGUAUCCGGGAGAAAUGGGCAUAAUUUGGUUCCGGGAAGAUCCGACAAUAGUAACUCCGGUGAGCUCUCUGGGUCAAGAGAGUCCAGUCCUACCACCGCUGCCCGGAAUCCCAAACCGGGUCACUCCGGAUCCCACUCUAGCUCUAGUACAACAACUGCCGCGACUCAACCUUUGAUUUAUUCGGGUCAAAGCUCUGUGAACUCUUACUCACCCCCAGCUAAUGUCCUACCCACCGGAAAUAUCUGCCCGUCUGGGAGAAUCCUGAAAACGGGUAUGGAUCCCAAUCGGAGUUCCAAAAGUGAUGUAUUAGGGUCUGGGGGCGGCAAAUAUGGCCAUGGUAGCAUAAUGCGAGGCACAAGCACGAGCAAAGCGUAUGGCAGUGCAGAGACCGUGAAUGCGGGCAGUGGAAGGGCAGGAGGUGAUGGGGAUGCCGUGAGGAGGGCAAUGUACAGUGCUGAUCCGGAGGAGGUGAAGAGAACAGGGAAUGAAAUGUACAAGAAGGGGCAUGUAACCGAGGCACUUGGAUUGUACGAAAGAGCAAUUGCAUUGGCACCCGGAAAUGCAGCCUACCGGAGCAAUCGGGCUGCAGCUCUCAUGGGGCUGGGCCGGGUGGCCGAUGCUGUGAGGGAGUGUGAGGAGGCAAUCAGGUUGGAUCCCAAUUACUGGAGGGCUCAUCAGAGGUUGGCCUCAUUGCUUAUCAGGUUAGGACAGGUUGAUAAUGCCAGAAGGCACCUUUGUUUCCCUGGUCAGCAGCCUGACCAGGCUGAGUUGCAAAAGUUGCAAGCGGUGGAGAAGCACUUAACCAAAUGUACUGAUUCCCGAAAGGUUGGUGAUUGGAAAAGUGCAUUGAAGGAAGGUGAUUCUGCCAUUGCUGCCGGAGCUGAUAUUUGUCCUCAGCUAUUUAUGUGUAGAGCAGAAGCACUUCUGAAGCUCCAUCAACUUGAAGAUGCUGAAUCAAGCCUAUUAAACAUUCCGAAAAUAGAAUUAUGUGCCAACUCAUGCUCACAGACUCGCUUUUUUGGGAUGCUUUCUGAAGCUUAUCCUUACCUUGUAAGAGCCCAGAUUGAGAUGGCAUUGGGCAGGUUUGAUAAUGCAGUUACAGCUGUUGAGAAAGCAGGGCAGUUUGAUCCAAGAAAUAUUGAAGUAGCAGUGCUGCUUAACAAUGUCAGGUUGGUGGCUAGAUCCCGUGCAAGUGGUAAUGAUCUCUUCAAGUUGGAGAGGUUCACUGAAGCUUGCUUAGCAUAUGGUGAGGGUCUCAGGCUUGAUCCUUCAAACCCUGUUCUCUAUUGCAAUAGAGCUGCUUGUUGGUUUAAACUUGGUCUCUGGGAGCAAUCAAUUGAGGAAUGCAACCAAGCUUUAUGUGUUCAUCCUAAUUACAUGAAAGCUCUUCUUCGAAGAGCUGCCUCAAAUAUUAAGCUAGAGAAGUGGGCUGAUGCUGUGAGAGAUUAUGAAGUUCUAAGGAGGGAACUUCCCGAUGACAGUGGAAUUGCUGAGUCUCUAUUUCGUGCCCAAGUUUCAUUGAAGAAAUCUCAAGGGAAAAAGGUUUAUAAUAUGAAAUUCGGCGGAGAAGUGGAGGAAGUUACAGCUGUUGAGCAGUUCAGAGCCGCAAUAUCCGUACCAGGAGUCUCUGUCGUCCAUUUUAAAGCAGACUCUGACUUGCAUUGCAAGCAAAUAUCUCCAUUUCUUGACACUUUAUGCGGCCGUUAUCCUUCCAUAAAUUUUCUCAAGGUGGAUAUUGAGGAGAGCCCAGCAAUUGCAAAUGUGGAGAAUGUGAGAAUUGUACCAACAUUCAAGAUUUACAAAAAUGGUAGCCGGGUGAAGGAAAUUGUUUGUCCAAGUCGCGAUGUGUUGGAAUACUCGGUGAGGCAUUAUAGCCUUUAGAGCUCAUAAACUGUAUUCUUACACUUUUAAUCUUGCCUUGUCGAACCUCUAGUCUGUUGAGAGAAAUCUUCCACUGCUGUUCUUUCCCGCCAUACCACGAUUACCAGGUACCUGUGACAUAAGUCCAACAACAUAAUAACCUCACUAGCCAGCCAAUGUGCCUGUGGAACCACCCAGAGAAAAUAGCCUAGUUCGUUUUUGCCGGUUUCAUUUAUUCAUUCAUUCCUCAUUGCUCUGUGGUUCCAUGCUCUCUUCCUCCCAUCUCCUUCUGCGUUAAUUAUCUCCCAUUUCUUUCUUGGUUGUAAGAUUGCCCGCAUUCAAGAUGAGUACAAAAAACAACUAAAGAGAGAGAAUAUGUACAAUUCCAUUAAAUUGCUCCUUUAAGUCAAUGAGAUAGAGAGGGGACUCUGCCAGGCUGGUUAGUAGAAGAGAAGACCUUGUACAUGUAUAUAUAUAUGUAAUGAUAUAUACAUAGCGAACAUUGGAAGCCAUGAGGGAGAUAUAAUUGGAUAUCUGGUGGGUACUUUUAGUAGGUUUAGUGAAAGAAGGAUGAAUAUGUUCAUGUUGUCAUUAAGAAGUAUUCCUAUUGCUGUUGCUUAUUUUCUUUUACCAUUUGAUCAAUAAAAAGAUCCCCAAUUAUUUUUUCCCCAA
Molecule: messenger RNA, 3142 nt
Organism: Tripterygium wilfordii
Lineage: Eukaryota; Viridiplantae; Streptophyta; Magnoliopsida; Celastrales; Celastraceae
Product: TPR repeat-containing thioredoxin TTL1-like
Exons: 7
Coding region: 401-2491 (696 amino acids)
Cellular component (GO): cytoplasm
Molecular function (GO): protein binding
Source: RefSeq, a predicted model, not a curated record